CAUCAAGAGCAUACAUCACCUUCCGCGCACGACGUUACAAGCUUACAACUUACACCUGGCUACAAUGUAUCAAAUUCUAGCACCCAUUUUCCCGCCAAAACCGUACUUCCCUUCUCAUAUUUUGCCGUCAAAUCUCAUUGUUUUGCCUGCCCACUUCGCAUUUUCAUCCUCACAUCUCUUUCUCUCUCGCUCGCUCGCUCGCUCGUUGACUCUCUCACAUUCAGUGAAGUUGAACCAUGAAGGACCUCGACUUUAACGCCGACAAAGUUCUCGCCAAAGAGUUCCUCUCAAACUUCGCAGAUGCAAAUGGCGAGGCCAAAUACAUGAACAUCCUUCAAGAUGUUGCAAACCGUAAAAUUAGAGCAGUGCAGAUCGAUCUUGAGGACCUAUUUAACUACAAAGACUUGGAUGAGGAAUUUCUCAGGCGGGUUACUGAGAACACUCGAAGAUACAUUGGAAUUUUCGCUGCUGCAAUCGAAGAGCUUUUGCCGGAGCCCACUGAGGCCUUUCAUGAUGAUGAUCAUGAUAUAUUGAUGACACAAAGAGCUGAGGACGGAACCAAUAAUGCAGAUGGGUCUGACCAACGUCAGAAGAUGCCUCCUGAGAUUAAACGUUACUAUGAAGUUUAUAUCAGGGCACCUUCAAAAGGGAGGCCAUUUACCAUUAGGGAGGUAGCGGUGUACACAUGUGAAGAAUGUGGCUAUGAAAUUUACCAGGAUGUAACUGCUCGAGUAUUCAUGCCCUUGUUCGAGUGCCCAUCAAAGCGUUGUUUAGUGAACAGGACGAAGGGGAACCUUAUCCUUCAACUUAGAGCAUCCAAGUUUUUGAAGUUUCAAGAGGCCAAGAUUCAAGAGUUGGCAGAACAUGUUCCAAAAGGCCACAUUCCACGGUCAAUGACAGUUCAUUUUAGAGGGGAAAUGACUAGAAAGGUAGCUCCAGGUGAUGUUGUUGAAUUAUCAGGGAUCUUUCUUCCUAUUCCUUACACCGGAUUUAGGGCAAUGCGUGCUGGAUUAGUUGCAGAUACGUACUUGGAAGCCAUGUCUGUCACUCAUUUCAAGAAAAAAUAUGAACAGUAUGAACUUAGGGGAGAUGAAGAAGAGCAAAUUGCACGAUUAGCUGAGGAUGGUGGCAUUUAUAACAAGUUGGCACGGUCAUUAGCACCUGAAAUUUAUGGACAUGAAGAUGUUAAAAAAGCUUUGCUUCUUCUUCUUGUGGGUGCUCCACACCGGAAGCUGAAGGAUGGGAUGAAGAUCAGAGGAGAUUUACAUAUUUGUUUGAUGGGUGAUCCUGGUGUUGCCAAAAGUCAGCUCCUUAAGCACAUUAUAAAUGUAGCACCCAGGGGAGUCUAUACCACUGGCAGAGGAAGCAGUGGAGUUGGUUUAACUGCAGCUGUGCAGAAAGAUCCUGUCACAAAUGAGAUGGUUUUGGAAGGGGGAGCCUUGGUGUUAGCGGAUAUGGGUAUAUGUGCUAUUGAUGAGUUCGACAAGAUGGAUGAAUCUGAUCGUACAGCGAUACAUGAAGUUAUGGAGCAACAGACUGUCAGUAUUGCGAAGGCAGGGAUCACCACAUCUCUGAAUGCAAGAACUGCAAUUCUUGCUGCUGCUAAUCCAGCCUGGGGAAGAUAUGACCUACGCAGAACUCCAGCAGAAAAUAUCAAUCUCCCUCCAGCCCUGCUGUCAAGAUUUGAUCUACUUUGGUUGAUCCUAGAUCGAGCAGAUAUGGAUGCUGAUCUUGAGAUGGCAAGGCAUGUUGUUUAUGUACACCAGAAUAAAGAAUCUCCUGCUCUUGGGUUCACUCCACUUGAACCAUCUGUUCUUCGUGCAUAUAUUUCUGCUGCAAGAAGAUUAUCCCCUUAUGUUCCAAAGGAGCUGGAAGAGUAUAUUGCCACAGCAUAUUCCAGCAUUCGGCAAGAAGAAGCUAAAUCAAAUACACCACAUUCGUAUACUACUGUGAGGACUCUACUCAGCAUUCUUAGGAUAUCAGCAGCACUAUCAAGGCUUCGUUUCUCUGAAACUGUGGCCCAGAGUGAUGUGGAUGAGGCUCUUAGGCUGAUGCAAAUGUCAAAGUUCUCUUUGUAUUCUGAUGAUCGUCAAAAAUCUGGUCUGGACGCCAUAUCAGAUAUAUAUUCAAUCUUACGGGAUGAAGCUGCAAGGGCUAACAAGAUGGAUGUGAGCUAUGCCCAUGCACUGAAUUGGAUUUCUAGAAAGGGAUAUAGUGAAGCUCAGUUGAAAGAAUGUUUAGAGGAAUAUGCUGCCUUAAACGUGUGGCAGAUACAUCCCCACACCUUUGAUAUUCGUUUUAUUGAUGCCUGAAGUUCCUAAAUCAAUUGGAAGCAACCCGAAACACAACAGUAAGCUGCAUCCACCAGCAUCUGAAAGGAAACGUGAGAGGGAAAAGCUUAUAAUCACAUCCCUUUCUUAAGUUGUUGGAUUUAACAUAUAGUUAUCCAGUGUACCUUUUCUUAGUGUAGGUACUCAGCAUUGCUAGAGUUUCUACCUCAUUUGAAACAUGAGAUGGAAAAGUGAUUAAUCAGCGGAGUUACUUCUCUUUGUUAACUAACCAUGAUAAAACAUUGUCUCUUCUCUUUUAACUCUUUUCUUAUUAUUUUUUUUAAAGUUGUGUUUAACUCUUUGUGAAUUAUGAUGGUGAGGCUAACUGAUUCUUGAGAACUGCAGGAUUAGGCUGUGCUGACAUUUAUUUAUCUGCCUUUCUAGUUUCGACUGUGGAGUAUGGGUAACUGCUUAGCGAACAGCUUCGUUUGCUCAUGGUUUUAUGUGAAAAAAAUAUGGUAAUAUCAAUAAAGGAGCAAGUAAUUAAUCAAAUAUAUUUUGUGGGAUGGAGUCGCGGAGUGUCGAUGUGUCAUUAACCGUUACUUUGGAGAAAAGAAGUCUCAGUUUCGCGAAAAUGAUUAAAAAAAAAUUAUAACGGAUUCCCACAAAUGG
Messenger RNA from Durio zibethinus, 2942 nucleotides. The record is from RefSeq and is a predicted model, not a curated record. NCBI's taxonomy places the organism in Eukaryota, Viridiplantae, Streptophyta, Magnoliopsida, Malvales, Malvaceae.